This is a messenger RNA of Dermacentor andersoni, 3182 nucleotides long. Its product is annotated as protein ILRUN. Gene Ontology annotation, biological process: macroautophagy. The record is from RefSeq and is a predicted model, not a curated record. Gene Ontology annotation, molecular function: ubiquitin binding. Gene Ontology annotation, cellular component: phagophore assembly site. NCBI's taxonomy places the organism in Eukaryota, Metazoa, Arthropoda, Arachnida, Ixodida, Ixodidae.
AUUUGGUUGCACCGUCAUGGCGUCUGUCUGUGUUUAUGAGCGGAUGAUAUGCGGUUGACGAAAGUACUUUCGAGUCGAUCGCAACGGCGUGGGAAAACGACGAACUGUUCUUGAUGGGUAGUUCUCAAUUCGCUUGCAGCGAUGGAUAUUGACAGUGAUUUAGACCUUAAUUUGCUGCAACAGUUUAGCUGCCUAGGAACGACCGACCGUGAUGUUUUAAUUUGCCAACUUCAGAAGGUACUUGGCUACCAGCUCAACACUACAGAAUGUGCGUUCUUUCUGGACAUGAACAAUUGGAACCUACAAGCUGCAGUCUGCUCCUAUUUUGAUAUCGACGCCCCCAAGGAGAAUGGACCCUCUAUGACCCUCAUAAAGGAUGUUACCAUUGGCGAUGGGGAAGCUGUACCUCCGAAUACGAGGUUCAUCAAGACGUGGAGGAUACAGAACACAGGGGACACUGACUGGCCGCCUGCGUGCUCGCUCAAAUUUGUUGGCGGUGACCACUUAGGACACAUGAACAGAGUCAGCGUGGAGAGUCUGAGGCCAGGCCACACGACAGACGUUUCUGUGGAAAUGUCAAGUCCUGGAAAGCCAGGUGUUUACCAGGGCCAGUGGCGGAUGGCCACGAUGGGAGGCCAGGUGUUUGGUGAGGUCAUCUGGGCCAUCUUGACAGUGGCCGAAGGGGGUCUGCUGGCAGUCACCCAACAGAUGGAAGCCUUCCACCAGCUGGGCUCACCCACCCACAACAGCGUGCCCUGCCCCACAGCUGCCAACCCCUUCGCAUCGCCUAAAGCUGCAGAAUUGGCCACAGCAUGUGAACAGUCACCCUCUCCAUAUUCUGGCUUUCCUGUCACCCGCAUUGACUGCCCUGCCAUCCGUCAUUGCCAGAACAGUGAACCUCAUCCUCCCAUGCAGUCUGGCAUUCAUGAUCCUGUCCCAGGUGAGACAGUGAUCCAGUGCCCACCACCCACUUAUGAGCACGGCCAGGACGAGAUGAUGUCCUGAGAGAAUGCCUCCAUGGUUGUUGUCAUCCUCCUGUGCGUCCGUGCCCCUAACGUUCCUUUUCUUGGCCACCGAGGGGCACCAGAUAUGUGCUGUCACGAGUGUGCAUAUGUUGUGUGAAGCCCCCGGGUUUGUGCGUGUGUGUUCUUGUUUGGCUGCAUGUGUGUGUGUGUGUGUGUGUAUACACUUUGAAGGCGCAGGUAGGUGACUGACUGCGUGGCUGCCCUUUUAAAAAACGUUUUUCCCAUUCUAGUGACAGUGGUAUUCAGUGCUUUGGGCUAACUGCUGAGUGGUUCUAUUGACUUUGAUGUGAACGGCUACAAUGUAUUGUUGCACUAUCUUUUACUGUGGAUAUGAAGUGUGAUGUUAGACUGCCGAUACUAAGCUGUGAUGGCUCCAGCCUUGAAGAUUGAUGGAAGUCUCCUAGUACACUGCAUCAGACCAAGGUCAGCAAAAAGGGCUGAUGCGGGCUAAUAAAUAGGAUGUCCUUGAGCUCUUUGCACUGUGUCCCUCUUGAUAAACGGCUGUUGAUACACAACAGUUGCAGUUAGUUUGAGAGGCUAGGCUAGCGCAUAUAGAACAUCUUGUACUCUAAAUAAAAGCAUCUUUAAAGGUGCUACGAGUACUAUAUAAGAAUGAGAAUUUCUUCUGAAUCCAUCUGCUGCAGCUGUUGUUUAUUUUCUACUGUGUGAGACGGUAUGCUGCUGGUACCCCAGAGUCAGCAUGGAAGUGCUCAGCCACUUUUUGUGUUCACCCAAUUCAAAAGUGGGUGUAUCACUUUAUCUCUUUUGUCAAUGCAGCCAGGCGUUGUUUGCAGUCUUGACUUCUGUUUUCUGGUCUUUGGCAAGUAAUUUCACAGCCUCGAUAAAUUAAAAAAACGACUGCCACAUUUGCACCGGCAGUGCUCACCUCAAUGGGCAAGGCUGGCGUGUUCACAGUUUUGUGCCGACAGCCGUAAUUUUUGUUGCAUUUGCUUAUGAUCCCAUUUGUUCUAAAUGUGUCUUGUACAGCAACACUGGUCUUGAGGCUUGUAGACAGCAGUAGUGAUUGGCUGCGCGAGCAUGUUGGUUUGCUUCUGUGUAAUUUUUGUUUUAUUCUGUAGCGGGGACAAAAAUAAGUGCAAAUUUAAGCCGUUGCAAUGAUGAUGCAUGUUUGUGUUAUUAGAUACUUCUUUUUUUCCUCUGAUUUUGGCUGAGGCUGAACCCCACUUUUGGAUUUCCUGUGACAUAUGGUUGGUGCUAGCAGUGCUACACUAUGACUUGUUUCUUUUUUUGUCAGCGCAAAACAGUUAAUAUUGGAACAAAAUUGCUGGCUUAUAAACUUUUGGACGGUACUUGAUACUGUCUCUGCAAGAAAGUUUCCGAACAAUGUUUUUCUUGUGCUUUGUUUUCAGAUGUACACAUUAUUUCAUAUGUUGCUGUCACUAUAUUCUGUCCUGUUGCUGUUGGGAGGAGCGUUUGCCACUGUAUUGUUUUCACCAUCUAGAUAAUGCUAUUUCUAGCAGACAGCUCGACAUGCUGCUAGAAACAGCUGGUGACAGCAUGGCCAGUGACAGUGUUCAGUACACGUUUCGAGUAUGUUCGGAUACUCGUCUUCUGUUGCCUGCAGACACAUGGACCUGUGUCUUGCAGAGUCUGAUUUGCACGCCCAGCAGGGAGCCAGCCGUCUCAGCUUUUGUCAACACGCUUGCAUUUCUUGUCGCCCGCCCAGUGUUUUUGUGCAAAAGCUUGUGCAUGUUUUAUCACACGUGCAAGAACAGAGUUGUUUGAAAUAGAUUUAUUUAGCUUUCCGUUGCCCUCAUUUUUUUAUGGACAUUGUUGUGAAUGGUCAUGGCACACAAUGUACUAUAGUAGUCUGUUGCAACAAGGCCUCGAAACUGUAGUUCUCUACUUGCAGUCCGGUGGACUACGUAGUAGUGUGCAGUGCACAUAGUGUUUCUAUGCCAUCCCAAACUCUUCUUCUUCCUCCUGGAGAGAGUAUGCAGCUGUAGUUGUGAGUAGCUGUACCUCUAGGGUUUCACACGAACAAGGACAUUUUAUAUUAUGGAUGCCUGUUUCUUCCCCUUUCCCCACUAGGGUACAUGUCAAUAACCUUUCAUGCUACAGGAAACGCCUUUGUGAAGAGUUUUCUGGAAAAUGGAAUUAUCAUUUGGUUUUUAUAAAACUGAUUGCAACAGCUGA